Musca vetustissima is the source of this 706-nucleotide messenger RNA. RefSeq names its product CD63 antigen. The record is from RefSeq and is a predicted model, not a curated record. Gene Ontology annotation, cellular component: membrane. The coding region runs from base 20 to 706 and encodes 228 amino acids. The transcript has 4 exons. NCBI's taxonomy places the organism in Eukaryota, Metazoa, Arthropoda, Insecta, Diptera, Muscidae.
AAAAAAAAAAACAGUCAAGAUGAAUUGCAUGGCUCAUAUCGUUAAAUAUAUUUUAUAUAUUUUUAAUUUAAUAUUUGUGCUAUGCGGUAUUUUACUUAUCGUUUUUGGUUCUAUUAUGAUCAACAAUGUUGGCGAUCUAUCGGACUUCAGUGAUGCAAUCAAUACAGAUCUCAUCCCAAUUUUAAUUAUUAUUUUGGGUUGCAUAGUAUUUGUGAUUGCAUUCUUCGGCUGUUGUGGGGCGAUACGCGAAAAUGUCUGUUGCAUGUCGACUUAUGCCGUCUUCAUGUUUAUCGUUUUCGUCCUGCAAAUUGCCUUGGUGGUAUGGAUGUUCGUCAAACGUAACGAGUUCUUAAACUCCAUGGAUCAAGUGGUUACCACCGUUUGGGAGAAGAAUGACUCCGCCAAUGGAUAUCCAAUGGAUGCUUUACAAAUUAGCUUCAAAUGUUGCGGCCUUACUGGUUCUAUCGAUUACACCGCCAAUAAUCUGCCAGUUCCAAAUUCCUGUUGCGGAACCCUAAACGGUGCUUGUGACGCCAGCGUAUAUGUUACAAAACCUGGCUGCCGUAAGGAAUUCUCAAACUUCUGGUCAUCUAACAUUGACAUAAUUCGUUAUGCUGGCAUUGCAGUUGCUCUUGUCGAACUCGUGGCACUGACAUUUGCCUGCUGCCUAAUGAGCAGUUUUCGUAAAUCACGUCACAGCAUGUAA